This is a messenger RNA of Echinostoma caproni, 1230 nucleotides long. The record is from the annotation of a GenBank genome assembly. Lineage: Eukaryota; Metazoa; Platyhelminthes; Trematoda; Plagiorchiida; Echinostomatidae.
AUGGCCGAUGGCCUUGUCCCAGCUCUGAUCAAGUUCGGAGAGACCCUCUCUGAUGGGUCGGUGGAACCUUCCCAGAAGCUUCGGGUUCUGAAUACACUGAAUGAUGUGAAACUCACUCUAAGCGAACUGUCUGAGUCUGGACUCGGGCGAAUCGUGAGUCGGUUGAAAAACGAACCCGGUGAUCUGGGCACAACAGCUCGCAUUUUGGUCACCAAAUGGAAAAAUUUAUUGCAGAACUAUUUGAAACGGGAAUCCGCUCAACUUUCCGACCAGCCCGGUUCAGUUGGAGAAGGAUCGUCUGGAUCCCCUGUACACAAUCCCACUUCUUUGACAAAUGGACACGAACAUUCACAUACACCUGAUCGACAAAACUUAGAAGUAUCCCAUGUACAGAAGAGCUCUACUCUGGUGAGGCGCUCUACCAAAAUUGUCCCCACCCCUCGUCCAUCCGACACCAAGAGUCAGUCAAGUUCAGCUUCCGCACCACUUGCAUCCACCUCAUAUUCUUCCGUCCACUCUUCUGUCACUAAGUCGACCGUCCCAUCCGCAUCCACCUCCUCCUCACUAUCAUCAUCUGCCAAUCGCUCAGAAACUACAGAUCCCGUACAGUCCGCAAACGAGACUAGCAAAUCAAAAAGAAAACGUAAACCCAGUGCUGACACAACCGAUUCAAUUGAUGCCAGUAGUGGACUCUCGUUCAUGGAAUCCCUUUGUGCCGUUUCCACAUCGCAGCCGGUGCGCAAGAAACGUGCUAAAUCAAACAAAACAUCGAGGGAUUCACCAUGUCUACCGGUCCCGGGGUCUGUACCAACACCACCUCGCCCAUCCGCCUCGUUCACGGCCGAGGUGUUGUCCUCUUUGAAUGAAGAUGUGGAUCGUCCGGAUAUUGUUAACCGUAGUCUUUCAACUAACCGUCCCGGUACCCUUGAAGAUGAUGACGAUGAUGGUGAUUUGAAAUUCAAGUCGAAAAAGAUCCUCUGGGUUCCUAAACCCUCACGAAACCACCACCCUGCCCGAGUUGGUCAAAGCGGAUCAUCCGGAUCCACCUUGGGCUCGCCAUCCCUAGAUCAAUUUCAAACACCACCUAGUCUGAUUGAUCUCUGUCUGGUCGUGGUCGAACGAAAUCUAUCUCGAGUAGAUCAUGUAGGUCAGGUCCCGUAUGAGUUGUUUGGACGAGCUCUGAAACACGCCACUCCGGCCGAAUUGGCUCACAUUGAACAGUGCAAUCCG